AUGCACUACCUCCUCCGCAUCAGCUCUGCCUCCUCCCAACAACAACAUCCAGACUCCCAAAACAACCCUGACCAGCAACCCGAGGACUCCAUCCCCGAUCUAACCGCCGUAACCGACCCCUCGCCGCUGUCGACCCAGGAACUGGGCUUCUUGCGCGCGCAUCAGACGCUGCUGGCGGGGCAUUUUGGGGCGUCGUUUCUUUCCUCGUUUCCGGCGCAGUUGAGGCGCUUGGAUGAUAAUGCCGGGGGCGUUAGUAUGGUGCAGGGGCCGGAUGGGAGGGAGGUGGUUUUUGUGAGGUGUCUUGCUGAACGGGUGGGCGUUGUUGUGCCGCCUGGGGAUGGGGUGGAGGUUGAGACGGUGGGGACGGAGAUGCGCAUGGGGGAUGUUUGGGUUGUUAGGUGGGAGGGGGUGAGGGGGGCUUGGGAGAGGGGGGAGGUGGAGGUUCUUUAG
This is a messenger RNA of Aspergillus oryzae RIB40, 450 nucleotides long. It is a transcript of the gene sld5, whose product is annotated as putative GINS DNA replication complex subunit Sld5. Lineage: Eukaryota; Fungi; Ascomycota; Eurotiomycetes; Eurotiales; Aspergillaceae. The record is from RefSeq and is a predicted model, not a curated record. The transcript has a single exon. Gene Ontology annotation, biological process: DNA-templated DNA replication; double-strand break repair via break-induced replication. The coding region runs from base 1 to 450 and encodes 149 amino acids. Gene Ontology annotation, cellular component: GINS complex.